AUGUCUUCCGGUGUCGGCGUCGACGAUGAAGUGAUCACGCAGUUCAACGACUUUAAACUGAAGCGCGCGCCGCACGAUUUCCGCUACUUUAUCUACAAGAUCGUGAACGACUCGGAGAUCGUGAUCGAGGCCACGGGGCCCAGCAGCGAGUCGUACCAGGACAUGGCCGACAAGUUGUCGCAGAUCACGAACGACUGUCGAUACGCAGUCGUGGACUUGGACUUGACCACGAAGGACGGGCGUCCCACCAGCAAGAUCGUCUUUCUCUCGUGGUCGCCCGAUACGGCGCGGAUCAAGUCGAAGAUGCUGUACGCGUCUUCGAAGGAGGCGAUCAAGCGGGUGCUCGUGGGCGUAGGCAUCCACUUGACGGCGACGGACGCGGCGGAGCUCUCGCUCGAGUCGAUCGAAGACGGUGUGGCCAAGUUUCUGUAG
Molecule: messenger RNA, 432 nt
Organism: Peronospora matthiolae
Lineage: Eukaryota; Oomycota; Peronosporomycetes; Peronosporales; Peronosporaceae
Source: the annotation of a GenBank genome assembly